Molecule: messenger RNA, 1092 nt
Organism: Colossoma macropomum (tambaqui)
Lineage: Eukaryota; Metazoa; Chordata; Actinopteri; Characiformes; Serrasalmidae
Product: zinc finger protein 239-like
Exons: 1
Coding region: 35-1060 (341 amino acids)
Biological process (GO): regulation of transcription by RNA polymerase II
Molecular function (GO): RNA polymerase II cis-regulatory region sequence-specific DNA binding; DNA-binding transcription factor activity
Source: RefSeq, a predicted model, not a curated record
ACUACUGACAUUAGAAAAGAGUGAAUGUGAGAAUAUGGUAUCCAGAAGCUGUGGUACUCAGAAAACAUCCUCUGCAGCUGCUCUCCACAUGAAGACGCCUCACAGACAAACACAAAAGAUUACAGGCAAAAAAAGAACUCAUGACUGCUCAGACUGUGGAAAGAGUUUUAUUACACAGAGUAGCCUCAAAACACACCAGCGCAGUCACACAGGAGAGAAACCAUAUCACUGCUCAGAGUGUGGAAAGAGUUAUACUACACAGAGGAAUCUUCAAAUACACCAGCGCAUUCACACAGGAGAGAAACUAUAUCACUGCUCCGAGUGUGGACAGAGUUUUACUAGACAGAAUCAUCUCCGGACACACCAGCGCAUUCACACAGGAGAGAAACCAUAUCACUGCUCCGAGUGUGGAAAGAGUUUUACUACACAGACUCAUCUACGAACACACCAGCGCAUUCACACAGGAGAGAAACCGUAUCACUGCUCAGAGUGUGGAAAGAAUUUUGGUCAACUGAUUAGUCUCCAGCUACACCAGCGCUUUCACACAGGAGAGAAACCGUAUCAGUGCUCAGACUGUGGAAAAGGUUUUACUGCACAGAGUAAUUUCCAACGACACCAGCGCAUUCACACAGGAGUGAAACCAUAUCACUGCUCGGAGUGUGGAAAGAGCUUUAGUCAACGGAGUCAUCUCCAAACACACCAGCACAUUCACACAGGAGAGAAACCGUAUCACUGCCCAGUGUGUGGACAGAGUUUUACUAGACUGAAUUAUUUCCAAACACACCAGCGCAUUCACACAGGAGAGAAACCGUAUCACUGCUCAGAGUGUGGAAAGAGUUUUAGUAGACAGAGCAGCCUUCAAACACACCAGCGCAUUCACACAGGAGAGAAACCGUAUCACUGCUCAGAGUGUGGAAAGAGUUUUAGUCAACUGAUUAGUCUCCAAAGACACCAGCACAUUCAUACAGAAGAGAAACCGUAUCACUGCUCAGUGUGUGGACAGAGUUUUACUACACAGAGUCAUCUACAAAAACAUUGGCACAUUCACACCCGAGAAUAAUCGUUUCACUGCUCAAACUGUGGGAAUGUUAU